UAUAUACCUGAACAUUCCGAAAUGAUAUGCAGAUGACAGAAGUUAUCGCUGAUGUGGAUGCAGGAUAUUUAUUAACACAUUAUGUGGAAGACAUGCAUUAAGAAAUGCAAAAACGAUGUUAUUGUAGUCCUAUUUAUGUGUUUCUAUUUAUUUUAAGUGUAUUUUUCAAAAUACAGUGUGAGUCAGUGGAUGAACAUGACAAUUUAAUACAGAGUUAUUUUACUAGCCAUCUCUUAAAAUACCACGGCCAUCGUCAUACACGAGACUGUCAGCAUAUUUUAUUUGGCAAUGUGACGAAGUCUAAACAUAUGGCACAUGGGUAUGGCAGUUCUGAUAUCAUUCACCCUAUAGCUGAAACUCGCCAUGCAAUAAAAGCUGUGGGCCAGUUUAUUAAACGUGACGCACAGAUACAUUUUACUGUUGUUAACAACCCAGUGAGGUCUAUAUCUGUAUUAGAACCAGGAUACAAAGGAGGAUGUGAUGACCAAAUCAGGUCUACGACACCAAAAUCAGCCAAACAAAAGAAUUGUUUAAUGGCAAUCAAUGCUGGAUUCUUUAAUACACGUAAUGGAUCAUGUCUAGGAAAUGUAAUUAGUGAUGGGAAAGUGGUAUUGGAUUCUAAUGGAGUACAAAAUGCACAUUUUGGUAUAACAAAGGAUGGACAUUUAUUUUUUGGUUAUUUAUCUGAAAUAGAUUUGGUUGCUGAACAAUUUCAGCAGUUAGUAGGAGGUGUGAUCUGGCUUGUCAGGGAUGGGAAAACGUACAUCACUGAAAGUAUAAAGAUUGAAUGUCAGGACACUCAAGAAACAGGUACACUAGAAAGAUUUGCUAACGUUAUGUCAGCCAGGAGUGUUGUUGGAAGUGAUAAAGAUGGAAGGGUAUUAAUAAUGCAGGUGGAUGGUAAAACUGAUCAUAAUGGAAUGAGUUUGUAUGAAAUGGCUGAUGUAUUGCUGGAGUAUGGAUUUGUUAAUGCAAUAAAUCUGGAUGGUGGUGGUUCUGCUACUUAUGUAGUAAAUGAUACUUUAGUUAACUAUCCAACUGAUAGAUGCUUAGAUGAUGAGAAAUUCAACUGUGCAAGAAAGGUAUCUACCAUUUUGUGUGUUCAUGAAGUUGAGUGCUCUCCCUUAGAUUGUUCUGGUCACGGCACCUGUAAAGAUGGAGAGUGUCUGUGUAAUACCAACUGGGCCGGAUCAGCUUGUGAUCAUCUGAAAUGUCAGAAUGAGUGUUCACAACAUGGGACGUGUACAGAGGAUGGGUGUACUUGUGAGGCUGGAUGGAAGGGAGAUAACUGCAAUACUUCCUGUUCACAAGGGUAUUAUGGGAAGAAUUGUGUUCAGCAGUGUUCCUGUUCACAUGGUUCUAAUGGUACCUGUGAUGCUGUUAAUGGACAUUGUGAUUGUCAACCAGGAUUCACUGGUCAAUUAUGUGAAAAAGAAUGUCCAAUAGGUUUCUAUGGUAACCAAUGUUCCAGUGUUUGUUUAUGUACAGAUGGAUGCCCAUGCCACCCACCAACAGGAAGUUGUAAUUUUACAGAUCUAGAUCAGCAUUAUAUACAAGCUGGAAAAUGCUAUGCAAAACAACAGAUUCAAAGGCAGCAUUUAGUUUCCGAUAAAUCAGAAGAGUUUAGGACAAUAACAAUUAGUCUGAUUUGUAUCAGUACAUUCGCAGCAGUCAGUGUUAUAGUUAAUAUAGUAUUCGUGUGUAAAUUAUUCACAACAAAGAAAAAAGUGAAGCAUGGGAAGAAGAAGAGAGAAAGAACGAAGUAUAGUUUUGUAAGUAAGUCUGAAAAUGAGAUGUCUUCAUUUAGUGAUUAUCCUAUGGUGACAACAACAUUUACCAAGGAAGCUAAACAGAUAAAGCCUGGAGUUGGAGUUAAUCUUAAUUCAGAUUAGCAGAAAAUAUAUGCAGCAGCUAUUAAACAACUAUGUUUAACUUAAAAUAAGUACAUUGUCAUUCCAAAAUGUUUAUGCCAGUUUUGUAUACUAAAAUUAUUUUCUAAUGAAAUUUACAAAUGAAAUAUUUAUCAAAACUAGAUGGAAAAUGAAGUCAAAAAUUGCAUCAGUAAUUUUGUACAUGUUAAUCAUUGAUUUAAGCUGUUAAUUAUACCAAUUAUUAGAACUGAUCUGUAUGUAGUUAUAUAAAAAGUGUUAUUUCAAGGUUUGUUUAGAUGGAUGUAAACAUGUUUAUUAUUAGUGUCCUUAAAAUAACAAAGAUUUUUCAGACUUUUACAUUAGACAUCAUCAUAUACAUCAAAAAGAGAAUAUUUUCAAGCAUUAUUCAUGGCAAAAUAACUUAUUAUUUUAGAGGUGCUAAAAGUCAUGUUUUAUGUGUGUUCUUCAUAUGGUGUCUUAUACAUGUAGUAAAAUAUUCAAAUGUCAAUCACAACAUAAUAAAAAAAAGAAGUCAAAUAUAUGCACUUGGUAUCUAGAUAUGUACAUUGUAUAGAAUGUGCAGUAGAAUCACACAUAAGGGGACAUAACUAAAACUAAACUACAUGUCACAUUGAGUUCGUUUUUUAAGUAGUUCUAUUCAACACUUUUUUGAAAUAAGUCCAUUUGGCUGAUUUUGGUGGAGGCAUUCAUUACAUACUAAAUUUAUUUAUAAUAUAAGAUGUUAGAUUAUACUUACAUUGUUAAUAGAUAUUGAUAAUUUUUUUGUUAGGGAGGCGAUAUUUCAAAGGCAACUACGAGAGGAGAAGAUUUUUAAAAGCAAAAAAGGUUUCUGGUACUAAAAUUGUACUCAAGUACUGUCCAGUUCACUGAAAUUGGUUUCUCUUUUAGUUUCAUAUAAAUUGGUUUUUCUUUUAGUUUCAUAUAAAUUGUUUUUUUCUUUUAAGUUUCAUACCAAUUGUUUUUUCUUUUAGUUUCAUAUCAAUAAAACAAAAUAGUUGUAGUAAUAAAAUAUUUUUAGAAUAUUCAUAGGUGACCUGUAAUUGUAAACUUCUACCUCAUUUGGUCUGUGGAGAGUUUUCUCAUUGGCAAUCAUUCCAUAUCUUCUUAUUUUAAAUGAAAGAUUUUUGAAAAAUAUUGAUAUUAAGUGAAACUAUUUAAACUUUUCAGGUACUUUUACAUGCGUCUUAUUCAUUUGUACAUACAUUCCAACUUUACCAGUCCUUGCUCUUAUUCCUUCUAGCCACAUGUCUAUGACAAUACAUGUUUUAUACAAAUUUUCUUUCAUUUUUUUUUAAUUGCCUGAUUCUAAGAAACAAAAGUAUAUGAUUAUAUGUGUUCAUUGUUUGGUUGCGGUGUUGAAACCAUGCGUUUUUAGUUAAAUAAGUAAUUGGAUGGGGUUGGGUUUAAUAUGUAUUAUUACAUUGGUUACAAUGAAUUACAUAGAUUUACAAGUGAAAUAAAAACUGAUAAUUGUGAAAUAAAUGUGGUUAUUUUACUCUCUGAUGCCAUACAAUAAUAGACGUUGUCAAGAAGUUGAUAACGGCCGAUCACAACAAAUUGUGAAUGCGUAGAAAAAAGAUAUAGUGUCUUACAUGUUUUACAUGAAGUUAAAAAAAAAAAGAAGCCAUUUGCCAAUGUAAUAAAAAGAAUAACUAAUUAAAGAAUUCAAAUAUCGAAAAAUAUUCAACUCGUGCCCAAACAACACUGCGCGCAUUUGUGAAUUAAUGUGUUGUUCGGUCACUCGUUGAAUAUUUAACUCUAUUUGAAUUCUUUGAUUAGUUAUUCUAUAACUAACGAAAUAUUGUGUUACAUUUGUUUAGUUUAUUGUGUAUUGUGAUGAUACUCAGGGUUAUGUACAUGUACUAUUUUUGAUUAAUGCAUUCAAGUAUUAUGAGACAACCAUUGUAUUUUGUAUCAGAUAGUAUAAGGUGUAUACAGUUUUACAAUAUGAUUUUAGAAUGCAUAGAAAGAUUUUUUCAAUAUAGGUUUUUGUGCCUUGUAAUGUUAUGAAGAAGAAAAAAGCAGAAUAGCAUAAAAUAUCUUUUUACACUUUGGUUAGUGAACUAUUUUCUUUUUCACUCUCUCUGCCUGAAGGCUAAAUAUAUGUCUUUUUAGUUUGGCUUUAUUCGAAAUUAUUUUCAGAACUCUUUGGUAUUUUUUAGUAAUUGUAUAACAUGGUUAUUCCUGUAAUUUUAGCAUUGUGUUUAGCUUGAUGUCAUAUUGAGUACUUCUUCAAGAUUCACAAUCAAAAAUGGUCUUAUUUUAAA
Mytilus trossulus (common blue mussel) is the source of this 4159-nucleotide messenger RNA. Its product is annotated as N-acetylglucosamine-1-phosphodiester alpha-N-acetylglucosaminidase-like. The record is from RefSeq and is a predicted model, not a curated record. Lineage: Eukaryota; Metazoa; Mollusca; Bivalvia; Mytilida; Mytilidae. Gene Ontology annotation, biological process: secretion of lysosomal enzymes. The coding region runs from base 105 to 1892 and encodes 595 amino acids. The transcript has 11 exons.